UUUUUUUUGUUUUUUUUUUUUUGCCAUGUUAGUGUGAUUCUGAACCUUAGUUCAAGUUUAUAUACAUCAUGUUUAAGCGAACUAGAGUGACGAAGCAGGCAGUUUUUGUUGAGAGAAAACAAACCACGCUGUCUUCCCAUUGACAAGGGCUCUACAGCGCAAUGAAGAGUGCUUGCUGUUACCAACUUCAUAAGAAAUUCUAAAAGGUUAGCAGUUUCUUUUUAAACUUUAUCAUAGGCCAAAUUUGAAUUCCAGUAAAUGUGCAGAUGUUUAUUGGAAAGUGUUUUGCAAGAAAAUAGAGACUAACAGUGUUUUAAAUACUGCUGCCUCUCUCCCACCAAAAUGCCAGCACUUAGACUUGGAAUGAAAAGAUAACUAGGACAAGUGCAUUCAAAAGGCUGUGUCAGAUGGAUAGAAGGACGGCCAAAAUACAUGAGGUCACAAGAACCAAAUACGCAGCUCAGGGACUACUAGGAGCAGAAGCUACCACUGAAUUAAGAGCAGGGCGUUUGUGGAGAUGGGCUGAACACAUUUGAGAGGAAAAUAUGAAAUUUCUUCACUGUGAAAAUGAUACAGUGAAAAAUUUGUAUGUUAUAAGAAUGAAGAUACUUAAAGUGCAAAGAGAGUGAGCUUGAAGUGUCUGAUAGAUGAGUUUCAUACCUCGGAUUUCUUUCCUGUUCUUCCUCACAUGGAACAAUGUGAGGGUAGCAGCAGUUGGCAGGUGAGGAUUCAACUAAGAAAAAAAACUCAAAAAAUCUGGUUUAUGUACGUAGGCAUCAUUAAGACAACCAAGUAAUAAUUGAAUCAGGUUUCGGAACAGCAUUGUUUUUAAAUAACAUGGUAGCACAUCUUUAUUAACAGAAGUGAUCAGUUCUUACAUUUUUUUGCUCCAAUCCAGUUGAAGCCAAUAAAAAAGCUUGCUAUAGACUUGGAUUGGUAGAACUGGAGUCAAAUGCUUCAUGACUCAUUUUCUUCAACUGCAGUGAGGAAAUAUGCUUCCAUGUGGUACUUUGUUUUCUUUCUUCCAGUGAAUUCACACGUGCACACACACCCACUUACUCAUGAAAAAAAACACUAAAAUAUGUAAUGUUUAUAAUGUUGUUCAUCAGAGGAUUUGAGAAAUGAAAUAGUAGGCUCUCUUGUUUCGCUGAUGCAGAAAACAGGUUAAGCAACUUAUUUUUUUUUUCAGUUGACAGAGUUGGAGACUACUUUUCUGAACCUCAGUUAUUUGCUUCUGCCUUUUCUGGUGGAGAACAGUUGAAUUAAAAGAAUUCAGCAGAAUUCAAUUGGUAUGGAUUAAGGUGAAGCCUAUGAAAAGGAGAUGACCGGAAGAACUUUUGCCAAGACAGAUUUUAAGAAUGGAUGAAGACCUAAAAAUGGAGGCGCUUGACUCUGCUCUUCAGAGUCCAACGGAGACAUUGCUUUCCAUUCGUCUCUUGGACUUUAAAACAAGUUUAUUGGAGGCUAUAGAAGAACUGCGUAUAAGAAGGGAAACGGAGAUUAAUUAUGAAGAUCAAUUAAGUAAAAUUGUUGUGGAGAAGCAGGAACUUGAGUGGCAGAAGGAAACUCUGCAGCAUCAGACAGACACGUUACAGCAACAAAACAAAGAAGCUAUGGCAGCUUUUAAAAAGCAGCUACAGGCAAGGAUGUUUGCUGUGGAAGAGGAAAAGGGAAAGUAUCAACUUGCUGUAGAAAUAAAAGAAAAAGAAAUUGAUGGACUGAAAGAAACAUUAAAGGAAUUACAGAUUUCAAAAUACGCAUUACAAAAGAAACUGAAUGAAAUGGAUCAGAAAUUACAGAUGCACUUAACAGCCAGAGAAGAGCAUCAUAAGAAACUGAAUGAAGUUGAGAGGUGUUAUGCUACUAUUGCAUGUCAGUUUGGAAUUGUUAAAGGUGUUCAUGGAAAAUUAGAGCACAGUGUACAGGAAGCAAUACAGCUCAAUAAGAAACUAACAUCAGUGAAUGAAAGACAAGAGACUGAAAUAAGUCAUCUGAAGGAAGAACUGAAGAAAGUAACUACAGACUUGAUAAGGUCCAAGGUCACAUCUCAGUACAGGGUGGGAGAAGAAAACAUCAAUCUUGCAGCAAAGGAAAAACAGUUUCAAGAACUGCAACAAAAAAUCAGAAUGGAGACAGCUGUUAGUAAAAGAGUUCAAGAAGAAAACACAAACAUUAAAGAAGAGAAGCUAGAAAUUCUCAGCUCUCUACAAUGUGUGCAGGAGCAGCUUCAGCGAAUAACACAAAUGAAUGUUAGAAUGGAAAGUGAAUUAAAUGCACUGAGAGAAGAAUAUCAGACACUUGAAAGAGAUAAUGAGCUGCAAAGGGAGAAGGCAAAGGAAAAUGAAGAAAAGUUCCUUAAUCUUCAGAAUGAGCAUGAGAAAGCACUAAGAAUUUGGAAAAAAGAUGAAGAAAAUUUGAGGAGAGAGAUUGACACUAUUAAAAAUGAGUUGAAUGCCCUUAAAGAGAUGCAAGGACAUCUUAAAGGUUGCCAUCCUCCUCAGGAAAACCAGCAUUCUGAGCAAGCAGAAAAUCUGCACAGUGGUCAAGAACAAUCAAAAGACAGUGAACUACAGACUAUUCAGAAAGAAAAUGAUUGUACGCCAUCUGUACUAAGAAAAGACAGUAACUUUGGACAUGAAGAUGACAUUGAAGUAAAAAACACAGUGAACUUCUCCUUAAGCAUUGAGGAAUUACAGAUAGAACAAAAGUUACGAGUUCUUGAAAACAGUUUUAAGGAUGAAAUUAAUGUAGCUAGCCCUUCGGAAGGAAAACAAAGGGAGGCUUCUCCCAGGAAUACCCUCUGCACAGAUACUGAUUUAAUUACCCAAGGACAGAACUCGGAAAUGCAUGUCACUGAAUGUAAAGGAGCAGAAAAUCUAGGAACAGCAUGUAGAGCGCUACUGGAGGAAAACCAUGCAAAUUUACAACAGAAGCUACAGGACAGCACUGGUCCAGCAGCAGCACAUCACACAGAAACAAGCAAGGUACUUUUGGAUGCUACUGACAGAAUAGUUGUCUGUGAGGAAAAUGCAGUUGGAGAGAUGAACUCAAGUAACCAAGAAUUGUGCAAUACCGCACAUGAAUCAUUUUGUACUAAGGUAGACAAAAACUCAAGUAUCACAGAACACAACAGUGUUCUUAGAACCGAAGCAUCCAAAAAAGAGUGUGAAGCAGCUGUCUGCACUGAGAAGAAUGCUGUGUGUGAGAGAAAUACAGACAAUCAUCGAGUGAAUGAAUUACAUUUUGGCAUCCUAUCUUCUGCUAAAGAAAAUUCUCAGACAGAAUCCCAGAAAUGCAGCAUGUUGAACAGUGACAGCGAUUCAGAUAACAGAUUAUGUAGAACAGAAAAAAGCUCGUUAAAUCUGAUUGGUCUACCUAGAGAUAAAUAUGCUUUUAAACAGGCACAUGUAGAUACUGAUGACAAAAAUUACAAUGACAAUGCCACAAACAUCAAGAGAAGUGGUACACUAAGGUGUAUUGGUUUUCCAGCAAUGGACGCUCAAAAUUUACUACCCAUUUAUCGUGAUAAUGCAAGUACUGAUGAAGCUGCAAAAGAACAUAGUAGUAACAUGCCUCUUACAGGUACUUACACUUUAUGCCCUGAAAAAAUAGAAAAAGGAGUAAAUGUGGAUGAUGUGCACAGCAAACAAGCUGAACAAGACAGCACUGAGCAAUCAGGAGGUGACAGAAGUACAUGUCCCUUGAAUGCUGUAGCCAUGUCUCCAGAGAAGGCUGACGACCUUGAAAUAACUGUUCAAAAAGCCCCAGCAGAUGGAAUGGGUACAGAUAAACUUAAUGAAGAAAUUCAGACACAGUCCAUCAAAAACAGACAUUCCCUGGAGAUUAAUGAUAAUUCAAUAAAUAAUAUUUUGUUAAAACACCAAAAAGACUUGCUGCACAGUACAGUUCCAGGAAGGAAGUUUGCUGAGGGUCACCUGAAAGAAUCAUGCUCUUUACCCAUGAGAACAUCUGGAAAUUUAGUAAAUGUAAGUGGAAGGUCAUCCUUUGAUCUUUCAACCUCAGAUAAAAAAGCUGAGAAAACUUCAGUACGCUUCAAAUUUUUAGACUUCAGUUCUUGUACGAGAGUAAAUCAAAUGAGAAGUCAGGCUACAUGGACUUCAUCAUCCCAAGAACCUUCCGUUUUAAAAGAGAAACUACCAUGCCUAGUGGAAAACAAGGUUAUUUCAAAAGCACUGUUUCAAAACGUCAGUGAAAAUGCUGCCAGAAGAGAAACAGAACCAGGUUCUACCAGUUCUAACGGAGCUGCCGACACUUUGAAUACCUCUAGUAUGCACCGAGCCCCCCAGGGAGACCCUACUGAAGAAUGGAAUGCUAUAGCAAAGACUUUUUAUGAUUCUUCUUUUCCCACAGAACAUGUGAAAGAAGGAUUUACUGCUUUGAAUGAGCAGAAGUCAUCUCCCAUAACUGUAACUCCAGCACAAAAUGGAAGAACAUUCGGCGAUGAGGACAGCGGUCCUAGACAUAAUCCCACUGUACAAACUCAAAUAGAAGAAAUUGAGAAAUUCCUCAAUUUGGAAAGAAUUUGUUCCUCAAGAAAAAGAAAAUAUGAAGACAAACAGUAAAAGUAGCGGUAGGAGAUGGUAGAUAAACAUGGAUAAACCACAUACGUGAGCUAAGUUGGUAGAGGUAUUCCUAUAUACUGUAUGUUCAUUGUGCUUUCAUGUUUAAUACAGGAUAAAUACUUCUUGUUUAAAAAUAGAUGCAACUCUAAUUAAUUUAUCUGUUUCUACAAUCAAACACAAGCAAGUUCUUAAGACUUUGCCCUGAAGUUAAAAGUUCACAAGUUAAACAUUGUAAUAAACCUGUAAGCAACAUGAAACUGCUCCCCAGAACUUUUAACUGAAAUAGUUCAAUUUGGGUUGUCAGACUGCUCAGUUUUUGAACGCUCUGCUGCAAGUGUUUCAAAAUAUAAUUGUUCUUAAAGACUUGUGCUACUUAGAGCUGAAGUUGUUGUUGAAGAAAAUCUUCUGCAUACCUUUACUGCAGAAUGAUUUAAGUACAUCUGUUGCAGUUGAUUCUGUCUAAAUAAUGCCUCUUUCUGCACUAAAAGGUGGGGUAUGACUUACAGGAGGUAAUGCUUCACAAAGUUUCGCUUCCAGCUGGUUCGUGUUUUUCCUCCUUGAAGAUAAUAAUGAUCUCUCACUUCAGUUGCACUAUCGCUUUUCUCGUCUACCUCCCUUCCACCCCGUACCCCUUGUCAAAGAGCAAUCGUCAUAUAAGAAACCUAAAUAAAUAACGAGAACGAAAGAAACA
Numida meleagris (helmeted guineafowl) is the source of this 5274-nucleotide messenger RNA. RefSeq names its product coiled-coil domain containing 73 (gene CCDC73). Bases 1359 to 4583 code for a protein of 1074 amino acids. NCBI's taxonomy places the organism in Eukaryota, Metazoa, Chordata, Aves, Galliformes, Numididae. The transcript has 19 exons. The record is from RefSeq and is a predicted model, not a curated record.